This is a messenger RNA of Thamnophis sirtalis, 20157 nucleotides long. Lineage: Eukaryota; Metazoa; Chordata; Lepidosauria; Squamata; Natricidae. The record is from RefSeq and is a predicted model, not a curated record.
AUGGCCGAUGCCUUGUCCAGGCUUCCCCAGUACAACAGUACCAAAUCAGUGGUGAUUCAUCCCGUCAUCCCAGCUAAACACCUAGCUGCCCUGAUGGUCACCAGGAGCCAGAGAACAGUGAAUUUAGAGGUGCCCACUGAUCUGAUGGAAAAACUGAAGGAAGGUCUCGUGUCUGAUGACUGGUUCAAGCAGCACUCCAAGGAGUGCACUAUGAAAGAUGGUCUUGCGUGGUUUGAAUAUAAGAAAGGCUAUGAACAAGGCAAAGGCAAACUGAUUGGCUUCCAGAGCAUUCAUGAUGACCCCAAAUUAGUCCAUUAUAGGAAUGUGGCCAAGAUGCAGUCAGAGCGGGACUACAAGAAAGGUUAUGAGCAAGGCAAGACUAAAUACAACACUCCAUUUGAUAUGGUGAACGUUGUAGCUGCUAAGAAAGCCCAAGAAAUUAUCAGCGACACCAAUUACAGGAAUCUCCUACACAAUUAUACAUUAUUGCCAGAUGAUAUUAGUGUGGAGCGAGCGAAAAACAUGAUGCAGAUUCAGAGUGAUAAUCUUUACAAGUCAGAUUUUACUGGCUGGAUGAAAGGCAUUGGGUGGAUCCCAAUUGGUUCUCUUGAAGCGGAGAAAUCUAGAAAAGCAGGAGAGGCUCUAAGUGAGAAGAAGUACAGACAGCAUCCAGACACUAUUAAAUUUACAAGUAUUGUGGAUUCUCCCGUCAUGGUCCAGGCUAAGCAGAAUGCACUUCAGCUCAGUGAUAUUUUAUACAAAUCCUCUGGGGAAGAAAUGAAGCAUACAUAUAAUUUGCCUGCAGAUGCCCCUCAGUUUAUCCAGGCCAAAUAUAAUGCAGCUAACAUUAGUGAUAAUUAUUAUAAAUAUGCCUAUCAAGAUCUCAUAGCCAAAGGACCCAAUGUACUAGGUGAUUCCAUUCCAAUUACUCAUGCCAAGGCCUCAAGAAACAUUGCUAGUGAUUACAAAUACAAAGAAGCUUAUGAAAAGACUAAAGGAAAACAGGUUGGUUUCCGAAACUUGCAAGACGCUCCUAUGCUUGUCCAUUCCAUGAAUGUGGCCAAGAUGCAGUCUGGGCGUGAGUACAGGAAGGAUUAUGAGAAAAGCAAGACAUGCUAUCACACACCAGUGGAGAUGUUCAGUAUCCAAGCUGCCAAGCAGGCUCAGGAUGUAGCCUCCAAUGUCAACUACAAACACCUGAUCCAUCGCUAUACCUACCUGCCAGAUGCUAUGAAUGUGGAGCUGGCCAAGAACAGGAUGCAAAUUCAGAGUGAUAUUGCUUACAAAGAUGACUACAACAACUGGUUAAGAGGUGUGGGGUGGAGUCCCUUGGGCUCCCUGGAUAUGGAAAAAGUUAGAAAAGCUGGCGAGGCAAUAUCUGAAUCUAAAUAUCGCCAGCACCCAGACAAACUCAAGUUUACAAGUUUGAUGGAUGCUAUACCGAUGGUUUUGGCUCAACAGAAUACCAAACAGCUGAGUGAUAUAAACUAUAAAAUAGAAGGUGAGAAAGUGAAGCACAAGUAUCAUUUGGAUCCAGAUGUACCUGCAUUUAUUCAAGCAAAAGUCAAUGCCUACAAUAUAAGUGAUAAUUUCUACAAAGCAGAUUGGAAGAAGCGGCUUGCUGAAGGCUGUGACCUGAAAGCAGAUGCUAUUCCUAUUGUGGCUGCGAAAGCUUCACGUAACAUUGCCAGUGAUUACAAAUACAAGGAAUCCUAUGAGAAAGAAAAAGGAAAGCAAAUUGGCUUCCUUAGCCUGCAAGAUGAUCCUAAAUUGGUCCAUUAUAUGAAAGUGGCAAAACUACAAUCAGAACGUGAAUACAAGAAAGGCUAUGAAAGCAGCAAAACUAGAUAUAAUUUGCCUCUAGACCUGUUCAGUGUAGUGGCCGCUAAGAAAGCCCAAGAAGUUGUGACUGACACAAACUACAAGCAACCUCUGCACAAUUACACUCUUCUUCCUGAUGCCAUGAGUAUGGAAUUGUCAAGAAACAGGAUGCAGAUUCAGAGUGAUAAUCUUUACAAAACUGACUUUAAUAGCUGGCUGAAGGGAUUAGGCUGGGUGCCAAUUCAAUCUCUGGGGGCGGAAAAUGCAAAGAAUGCCACUCAGAUUCUCAGCGAAAAGAAAUAUCGUCAGCACCCAGACAAACUGAAGUAUACCAUUGACAUGGAUGCCAUGGAACAGGUGUUGGCUAAACAAAAUGCCCAUACCAUGGAUAAGAGGCUGUAUACAGAAAAAUGGAACAAAGACAAGACUGACAUCCAUGUAAUGCCUGAUACACCAGAAAUACUCCUGUCCAGAGCCAACCAAAUCACCAUGAGUGAUAAAAUAUAUAGGUCUGGCUGGGAAGAGGAGAAGAAGAAAGGGUAUGAUCUACGAGCAGAUGCUCUGUCCAUAAAAGCAGCUAAAGCUUCCAGGGAUAUUGCAAGUGAUUACAAAUACAAAUUGGCCUUUGAACAAUUGAAAGGAAAGCAGAUCGGCUUCCGUAACGUAAAAGAUGACCCUAAGCUUGUGCACUAUAUGGAAGUUGCCAAGAUGCAAUCAGAGCGUGAAUACAAAAAGGACUAUGAAAAAUCAAAGACUCGGUUCCACACUCCUGUCAACAUGUUCAGUGUUGUGGCAGCCAAGAAGGCACAGGAAGUGGCCACUGAUAUCAACUACCGGAAUAUUAUCCACACUUACAGCGCUUUGCCUGAUUCUAUGAACCUUGAAUUGGCCAAAAAUAUGAUGCAGAUCCAGAGUAACAAUCAGUACAAAGCAGACUAUGAUGAAUUCAUGAAAGGGAUUGGAUGGAUACCGCUAGGAUCUCUAGAAGCUGAAAAGAAUAGGAAAGCCAUGGACAUUGUCAGUGAAAAGAAAUACAGACAACAUCCAGACAAAUUGAAAUAUUCUAUUCUAAUGGAUUCUAUGCCAAUGGUUCUGGCGACAAGUAAUGCAAAAAUAAUGGAUGAUCACCUUUACAAAAAGGACUGGGAAGCAGAAAAGACAAAGAUUCAUAUCACGUCAGAUAUUCCUGAGAUUCUUUUGGCAAAAGUCAAUGCGUAUAACAUCAGUAAUAAAAUAUAUAAACAUUCUAUGGAAGAAGCUAAGCAGAAAGGCUAUGAUCUCAGAAGUGAUGCAAUCCCUAUUAAAGCUGCUAAAGCUUCUCGGGAGAUUGCCAGUGAUUACAAAUAUAAAUUAGGUUAUGAACAGGACAAGGGUAAGCUUGUUGGCUUCCGCAGCCUCCAAGAUGACCCCAAGCUUGUUCAUUUCAUGCAAGUGGCCAAGAUGCAGUCAGAUCGCGAGUACAAGAAAGCCUAUGAAAGCAGCAAAACAAGAUACAACACGCCUGCUGAUACCAUCAGCAUUUUGGCUGCCAAAGAAGCACAAGGCAAUAUUACCAAUAUCAAUUACAAAAGGCUCAUCCAUAAAUAUAUCCUUCUGCCGGAUGCCAUAAAUGUAGAACUGGCCAGAAACAUGAAUCGGAUUCAAAGUGAUCAUGAAUAUAAGCAAGAUUAUAAUGAGUGGUAUAAAGGUCUUGGUUGGAGCCCUGCUGGGUCAUUGGAUAUUGAGAAGUCCAAGAAAGCCACUGAGAUUGCUAGUGACAUCAAAUAUCGCCAGCACCCAAGUGUUUUCCCAUUUAAGAAGCUGACUGAUUCAAUGGAUAUGGAACUUGCCAAGCACAAUGCUGAUGUUAUGAAUAAGCGUGCAUACAUAAAUGCAUGGGAGAAAGAUAAGACAACGAUUCAUGUCAUGCCAGAUACACCAGACAUUAUGCUGGCUAAAGCAAAUAGGUUUAAUUACAGCCAGAAACUGUACAAACUUGGAUGGGAAGAAAUGUUGAAGAAGGGUUAUGAUCUCACUACUGAAGCCAUAUCAGUGAAAGCAGCUAAAGCAUCAAGAGACAUUGCUAGUGAUUACAAGUACAAAGACGGCUAUCGCAAGCAACUCGGCCAUCAUAUUGGAGCUCGUAGUAUAGAAGACGAUCCCAAAAUGUUGCAUUCUAUAAAUGUGGCCAAGAUGCAGAGUGAGAGGGAAUACAAGAAAGUUUUUGAGAAAUUGAAGACCAAGUAUAGCACUCCUGUGGAUAUGCUGUCAGUCUUGGGGGCAAAGAAUUGCCAGAAGUUGGUCAGUGAUAUCGAUUACCGUAAUUAUUUGCACCAGUGGACAUGCCUCCCAGACCAAAAUGAUGUCAUCCAUGCCAAGAAGACCUAUGAACUACAGAGUGAUAUUGCAUAUAAAUCUGAUCUCGAAUGGCUUAAAGGCAUUGGAUGGAAUGCAUUAGGAUCACUCGAGUCGGAAAAGAACAAGAAAGCUUCUGAGAUUCUAAGUGAAAGAACUUAUCGUCAGCAUCCAGACACAAUUAAAUUCACAAGCAUCCCUGAUUCAAUGGAAGUUGUUCUGGCAAAAGAAAACUCAAAACAUAGAAGUGAUAGACUUUAUCGAGAAGCUUGGGACAAAGAUAAGACUCAGAUUCAUAUCAUGCCUGACACUCCUGAGAUUAUGUUGUCCAGAAUCAACUUAGUUAACUUGAGUAAUAAACUCUACAAAUUAGGAUUGGAAGAAUUGACAAGGAAAGGCUAUGAUCUUCCACUUGAUGCCAUAUCAAUCAAGGCAGCAAAAGCAUCUAGAGAAAUUGCCAGUGAAUACAAAUACAAAGAGGCAUACCGUAAGCAGCUUGGUCACCACAUUGGAGCUCGUAGUAUAGAAGAUGAUCCUAAAAUGUUGCAUUCUAUAAAUGUAGCCAAGAUGCAGAGUGAGAGGGAAUAUAAGAAAGUUUUUGAGAAGCUGAAGACCAAAUAUAGCAGUCCUGUGGAUAUGCUGUCAGUCUUGGGAGCAAAGAAUUGCCAGAAACUGGUCAGCGAUAUCGAUUACCGUAAUUAUUUGCACCAGUGGACAUGCCUCCCAGAUCAAAAUGAUGUCAUCCAUGCCAGGAAAACGUAUGAUCUUCAAAGUGAUAUUAAUUAUAAAUCAGACCUUGAGUGGCUCAGAGGUGUUGGCUGGUCUCCUAGUGGUUCUCUGGAAGCCGAGAAGAAUAAGAGAGCUUCUGAGAUCUUGAGUGACCAUAGAUAUAGGCAGCACCCUGACACUUUUGCUUUUACCAGCCCUAUUGAUUCCUUACCUAUGGCUUUGGCAAAACAUAACUCUGAAAUUAUGAAUCAGCGUACAUAUGUUGAUGCUUGGAAUAAAGAUAAAACCAGCAUUCAUAUUAUGCCUGAUACACCUGAAAUUCUACUGUCACAACAGAACAAAAUCAACUACAGUGAUAAACUGUACAAACUGUCAUUGGAAGAGGCCAAGAAGAAAGGGUGUGAUCUUCGGAUAGAUGCAAUUCCUAUCAAGGCUGCUAAAGCAUCCAGAGAUAUUGCAAGUGAGUACAAAUACAAAGAAGGUUAUCGCAAGCAACUCGGCCAUCAUAUUGGAGCUCGUAGUAUAGAAGACGAUCCCAAAAUGUUGCAUUCUAUAAAUGUGGCCAAGAUGCAGAGUGAGAGGGAAUACAAGAAAGUUUUUGAGAAGCUGAAGACCAAAUACAGCAGUCCUGUAGAUAUGCUGUCAGUCUUGGGAGCAAAGAAUUGCCAGAAGCUAGUCAGCGAUAUUGACUACCGUAAUUAUUUGCACCAAUGGACAUGCCUCCCAGACCAAAAUGAUGUCAUCCAUGCCAGGAAGGCCUAUGAACUGCAGAGUGACAAUUACUACAAGACUGAUCUUCAAUGGUUGAAAGGCAUUGGGUGGGUCCCUAUUGGUUCCUUGGAGAAUGAAAAAGUCAAGAAAGCUGGAGAAAUCCUAAGUGAAAAGUUGUAUCGUCAGCCUCCAGACAAAUUCAAGUUUACGAGUGUGACAGAUUCUCUAGAAAUACUUUUGGCCAAGCAUAAUGCAGAAAAUAUGAAUAAGCGAUUGUACACUGAAGCUUGGAAUAAAGACAAGACAGAAAUUCACAUAAUGCCUGAUACCCCUGAAAUCACUUUAGCAAGACAGAACAAGAUCAACUACAGUGAGAGUUUAUAUAAACUUUCCUUGGAAGAGGCAAAGAAGAAGGGGUACGACUUGCGAAUCGAUGCAAUUUCAAUUCAGGCUGCCAAGGCAUCCAGAAUUAUUGCUAGUGAUUAUAAAUACAAAGAAGGUUAUCGCAAGCAACUGGGCCAUCACAUUGGGGCUCGUAGUGUGGAAGAUGAUCCUAAAAUGUUGCAUUCUAUAAAUGUAGCCAAGAUGCAAAGUGAGAGGGAAUACAAGAAAGACUUUGAGACAGGGAAGACCAAAUAUAGCACCCCUGUGGAUACGUUGUCGAUCUUGGGGGCCAAGAAUUGCCAGAAACUGGUCAGCGAGAUUGAUUAUCGCAAUUACUUGCACCAGUGGACAUGUCUACCAGACCAGAAUGAUGUCAUCCAUGCUAGGAAAGUUUAUGAUUUGCAGAGCGAUAAUUGCUACAAAACAGACCUUGAGUGGAUAAAAGGCAUCGGCUGGGUCCCUAUUGGUUCACUGGAUGUUGAGCGUGCUAAGAAAGCAGGAGAGAUCCUGAGUGAAAAGACGUACCGUCAACCUCCAGAGAAUUUCAAAUUCACCAGUGUGACAGAUUCUCUAGAAAUGGAAUUGGCCAGGCAUAAUGCUGAAACCAUGAACAAGAGGCUGUAUACUAAAGCUUGGGAUAGUGAUAAACUCACAAUCCAUGUUAUGCCUGAUACGCCGGAAAUUGUCCUCGCGAAGUCCAACAAAUUAAACUAUAGCCAGAAAUUGUACCGAUUGGCCAUGGAGGAUGCAAAGAAGGAUGGCUAUGACCUGCGUCUUGAUGCCAUCCCAAUUCAAGCUGCCAAGGCUUCAAGAGCUAUUGCCAGUGAUUACAAAUACAAAGAGGCAUACCGUAAGCAGCUUGGUCACCACAUUGGAGCUCGUAGUAUAGAAGAUGAUCCUAAAAUGUUGCAUUCUAUAAAUGUAGCCAAGAUGCAGAGUGAGAGGGAAUACAAGAAAGUUUUUGAGAAGCUGAAGACCAAAUACAGCAGUCCUGUAGAUAUGCUGUCAGUCUUGGGAGCAAAGAAUUGCCAGAAACUGGUCAGCGAUAUUGAUUACCGUAAUUAUUUGCACCAGUGGACAUGCCUCCCAGAUCAAAAUGAUGUCAUCCACGCUAGAAAAGCUUAUGAUCUGCAGAGUGAUAAUUGCUACAAACUGGACCUUGAGUGGAUGAAAGGUAUCGGCUGGGUCCCUAUUGGUUCACUGGAUGUUGAGCGUGCUAAGAAAGCAGGAGAGAUCCUGAGUGAAAAGACGUACCGUCAACCUCCAGAAAAUUUCAAAUUCACCAGUGUGACAGAUUCUCUAGAAAUGGAAUUGGCCAGGCAUAAUGCUGAAACCAUGAACAAGAGGCUGUAUACUGAAGCUUGGGAUACUGAUAAACGCACAAUCCAUGUCAUGCCUGAUACGCCAGAAAUCGUUCUAGCGAAGUUCAAUAAAUUGAACUAUAGUCAGAAAUUGUACCGAUUGGCCAUGGAGGAUGCAAAGAAGGAUGGCUAUGACCUGCGUCUUGAUGCCAUUCCAAUUCAAGCUGCCAAGGCUUCAAGAGCUAUUGCCAGUGAUUACAAAUACAAAGAAGGUUAUCGCAAGCAACUGGGCCAUCACAUUGGAGCUCGUAGUGUGGAAGACGAUCCUAAAAUCUUGCAUUCUAUAAAUGUAGCCAAGAUGCAGAGUGAGAGGGAAUAUAAGAAAGUCUUUGAGAAACUGAAGACCAAAUAUAGCAGUCCUGUGGAUAUGCUGUCAGUCUUGGGAGCAAAGAAUUGCCAGAAACUGGUCAGCGAUAUUGAUUAUCGUAACUACCUACAUGAAUGGACAUGUCUGCCAGAUCAGAAUGAUGUAAUCCAAGCUAGGAAAGCUUAUGAUCUGCAGAGUGAUGCUCUUUACAAGUCAGAUCUAGAAUGGCUGAAAGGCAUUGGCUGGGUGCCUCUUGGUUCACUGAAUGUUGAACAUGUCAAGAGAGCUGGAGAAAUCCUAAGUGAAAACAAAUAUCGGCAACCACCUAAUCAAAUAAAAUUUACCUGUAUCACAGAUGCUUGGGAUGUAGAAUUAGCAAAGCAUAAUGCUGAGAUGAUGAGUAAGCGAUUAUAUACUGAAGCAUGGGAUACUGAUAAAAUCAAAAUCAAUGUCAUGCCAGAUACCCCAGAAAUUCUGCUGGCCAAGGCAAAUGCUGCAAAUAUGAGCCAUAAACUUUAUGUCCAAGGAUGGGAGGAUACUAAGCAGAAAGGUUACGACCUGAGAACUGAUGCUAUUCCAAUUAAAGCGGCAAAAGCUUCAAGGGAUAUUGCUAGUGAUUAUAAAUACAAAGAAGCCCAUGAAAAGCAAAAAGGGCAUUAUGUUGGGGUUCAAAAAAUGGAAGAUGAUCCCAAGUUGGUAUGGUUUGCCCAUGCAGGCAAGAUUCUGAGUGAUCUGGAGUACAAGAAGAACUUUGAAAAAUGUAAAGCAAAGAUCCACUGUCCUGUUGAUAUGCUAUCAAUCUUAGAUGCUAAGAAUUGUCAGAAGUUGGUUAGUGAAGUGGACUAUCGCAAACAUUUGCACGAAUGGACUUGCCUGCCAGACCAGAAUGAUGUUAUUCAAGCAAAGAAAGCAUAUGACCUCCAGAGUGAUAAUGUGUAUAAGGCAGACUUGGAAUGGCUGCGUGGAAUUGGCUGGAUUCCAGAAGGCUCUGUGGAAGUCCAACGAGUGAAGAAUGCCCAGGAUCUGAUGCGUGAAAGACUGUACCGGCAGCGGCCAGAUUCUCUGAAAUUCACAGCUAUUGUUGAUUCCCCGGAAGUUGUCCUGGCUAAGGCCAAUGCUUUGAUGCAGAGUGGGGCUUUAUAUCGUGAAGUUUGGGAUAAAGAAAAAACACAGUACACGCUUCCAAUUGACAUUCCUGAGAUUGUUCUGUCCAAAGCAAAUGCUGUGAACUACAGUAAAAAACAUUAUCAACUUGGAUUAGAGGAGAUGAAAAAGAAAGGCCACGACUUAAGAUUGGAUGCUAUUGAAAUCCAGCAUGCCAAGUCUUCUAGGAAUAUUGCUAGUGAGUACAAGUACAAAGAAGGCUACCGUAAGCAAGUGGGACACCACAUUGGAUGCCGGGAUAUCCACGAUGAUCCCAAACUAGUGUUGGCAAUGCAUGUAGCCAAACUGCAGAGUGAAAGGGAGUACAAGAAAUAUUUUGAGAAGUUUAAAACCAAGUUCAAUAGUCCAGUGGACAUGCUGUCCAUCUUGUUGGCCAAGAAAUGUCAGAAGUUGGUUAGUGACAUUGAUUAUCGCCGCUAUCUCCAUGAAUGGAUAUGUUUGCCUGACCAGAAUGAUGUCAUCCAAGCCAAGAAAGCCUAUGAGUUACAGAGUGAUAAUCUUUACAAGUCAGAUCUGGAAUGGCUGCGUGGGAUUGGCUGGAUGCCGGAAGGCUCUGUUGAUGUGGUCAGAGUGAAAAAGGCUCAAGAUCUUGUGAAUGACAGGUUGUACAAACAACGCCCAGAUGCACUGAAAUUUACCUGUAUACCUGACCCACCUCCAGUCAUCCUGGCUAAGAUCAAUGCUCAACAGAUCAGUGAGAAAUUGUAUCGUGAAGCGUGGGAUAAUGAGAAGACACAGAUUAAUAUUCCUCUUGAUAUCCCUGAAAUACUGCUCUCCAAGAUGAAUGCUGUGAAUGUUAGCCAUAAACAUUAUACUGGAGCCUGGGAUGAAGCCAAAGCAAAAGGUUAUGACUUUAAAGUGGAUGCUCUUUCAUUCAAACAUGCAAAAUCUUCCAGAGAAAUUGCCAGUGAGUAUAAAUACAAACAAACUUAUGAGAAACAGAAAGGUCAUUACAUUGGAACCCCAUCAGUCAAGGAGGAUCCUAAGCUUUCAUGGGCUGCUCGGGUAAUGAAGAUGCAAAAUGACCGUCUCUAUAAGCAAGCGUACCACAAUUCAAAAGCCAAGAUCACCAUCCCCUACGAAAUGGUGGCUAUCCAGGCAGCCAAACAAGGGCAGGCUAUAGCCAGCGACAUUGAUUAUCAUCGUUAUCUGCACCAGUGGUCUUGUCUGCCAGAUCAGAACGAUGUGAUCCAAGCAAAGAAAGCCUAUGAACUUCAGAGUGAUAACUUGUAUAAAGCUGAUCUGGAAUGGCUCCGUGGGAUUGGAUGGAUGCCGGAAGGCUCUGUGGAUGUGGUCAGAGUGAAAAGGGCACAAGAUCUUGUGAAUGAGAGGUUAUACAAACUACGCCCAGACGCUCUGAAAUUUACCAGUAUACCUGACCCACCCCCAGUUGUCCUGGCUAAGGUCAAUGCUCAACAGAUCAGUGAGAAACUGUAUCGUGAAGCAUGGGAUAAUGAGAAGGCACAGAUUAAUAUUCCUCUCGAUACCCCUGAAAUACUGCUCUCCAAGAUGAAUGCUGUGAAUGUUAGCCAUAAACAUUAUACUGGAGCCUGGGAUGAAGCCAAAGCAAAAGGCUAUGACUUUAAAGUUGAUGCUCUUUCAUUCAAGCAUGCAAAAACUUCCAGAGAAAUUGCCAGUGAGUAUAAAUACAAACAAACUUACGAGAGACAGAAAGGNAGUUCAAAAGCCAAGAUCACCAUCCCCUACGAAAUGGUGGCUAUCCAGGCAGCCAAACAAGGGCAGGCUAUAGCCAGUGACAUUGAUUACCAUCGUUAUCUGCACCAGUGGUCUUGUCUGCCAGAUCAGAACGAUGUGAUCCAAGCAAAGAAAGCUUAUGAACUUCAGAGUGAUAAUUUGUAUAAAUCUGAUCUGGAAUGGCUCCGUGGGAUUGGAUGGAUGCCAGAAGGCUCUGUGGAUGUGGUCAGAGUGAAAAGGGCUCAAGAUCUCGUGAAUGAGAGGUUGUACAAACUGCGUCCAGACGCUCUGAAAUUUACCAGUAUACCUGACCCACCCCCGGUUGUCCUGGCUAAGGUCAAUGCACAACAGAUCAGUGAGAACCUGUAUCGUGAAGCGUGGGAUAAAGAGAAGGCACAGAUUAAUAUUCCUCUCGAUACCCCUUCAAUGCUGCUCUCCAAGAUGAAUGCUGUGAAUGUUAGCAAUAAACAUUACACUGGAGCCUGGGAUGAUGCCAAAGCAAAAGGUUAUGACUUUAAAGUGGAUGCUCUUUCAUUCAAGCAUGCAAAAUCUUCCAGAGAAAUUGCCAGUGAGUAUAAAUACAAACAAACUUAUGAGAGACAGAAAGGUCAUUACAUUGGAACCCCAUCAGUCAAGGAGGAUCCUAAGCUUUCAUGGGCUGCUCGGGUAAUGAAGAUGCAAAAUGACCGUCUCUAUAAGCAAGCGUACCAUAGUUCAAAAGCCAAGAUCACCAUCCCCUACGAAAUGGUGGCUAUCCAGGCAGCCAAACAAGGGCAGGCUUUAGCCAGCGACAUUGAUUACCAUCGUUAUCUGCACCAGUGGUCUUGUCUGCCGGAUCAGAAUGAUGUGAUCCAAGCAAAGAAAGCAUAUGAACUUCAGAGUGAUGCUGUGUAUAAGUCAGAUCUAGAAUGGCUCCGUGGGAUUGGAUGGAUGCCAAGUGGGUCUCCAAUAGUGAACAGAGUUAAAUUUGCCCAGGAAAUCCUGAGUGACAAUGUAUACCGCACUCCUGCUGACCGUCUGAAGUUCACCAACAUUGUUGACACACCGGACGUUCUCCUUGCUAAAACCAACGCGGCACAAAUCAGUAUUCCUAAAUACCGAGAAGUUUGGGAUAAAGAUAAAGUUAUGAUCCAUGUGAUGCCUGAUACACCUGAAAUAAUGCUUUCCAAGGCCAAUUCCAUCAACGUAAGCAAAAAACUCUAUAGGGACGCUUGGGACGAUGUAAAGAAAUACAUUGAUUACAGGUCAGAUGCAAUUCCAAUCAGAACAGCCAAAGCCUCAAGACAAAUUGCCAGUGAUUACAAGUACAAAGAAGGUUAUCGUAAGCAAGUGGGACACCACGUUGGAUUCCGAAAUAUCCAUGAUGAUCCCAAGCUAGUCCUGGCGAUGCGUGUAGCCAAAUUGCAGAGUGAGAGGGAGUACAAGAAAUAUUUUGAGAAGUUUAAAACCAAGUUUAAUAGUCCAGUGGAUAUGCUGUCCAUCUUGUUGGCCAAGAAAUGUCAGAAGUUGGUUAGUGACAUUGAUUAUCGCCGGUACCUACAUGAAUGGAUAUGUUUGCCUGACCAGAAUGAUGUCAUCCAAGCCAAGAAAGCCUAUGAGUUACAGAGUGAUGCUGUUUAUAAAUCUGACUUAGAAUGGUUACGAGGAAUUGGCUGGAUGCCAAGUGAUUCUGUCUCGGUCAACCAUGUCAAACAUGCUCAGGCCCUUAUUAACGAGAGGUUAUAUCGUACCAAAGCUGAUAAACUGCCAUUCACUCCGGUGGCUGACAGGGUUGAUUAUAUCACAGCCAAACAAGGUGGAGAAAUACUAAGCGAUGUCAAAUACCACGAGGAAUGGAAUAACAUCAAAGCCAUUUAUACACUAACAGAUACACCUCGGUUGCAAGCAGUUAAAGAAGCAGCUAGGAUUCUUAAUGAGCAUCUGUACAAGGACAGCUGGGAGAAACAUAAAGCUACUGGCUUCACUUUGCCUCCUGACAGUGUGCCGUUUCGUCAUGCCAAGCAUUCUGAUAACGUCCAAAGUGAGCUAAAAUAUAAGGCGGAUUACGUCAUCCAAAGAGGCCACUAUGUUGGGGUCAAUAAUAUGAGAGAGGAUCCAAAGCUGGUGUGGUUUGAGCAUGCUGGCAAGAUUCAGAAUGACAGGUUAUACAAAGAAUCCUAUCACAAAACAAAGUCCCAUGUUCACAUACCCCCAGAUAUACGCUCGGUGAUUGCAGCCAAAGACUGCCAGCACCUUGUCAGUGAAAUUCCAUAUCGUCAUUACCUUCAUGAAUGGACGUGUCACCCUGACCAAAAUGACUGCAUCCAGGCAAAGAAAGCCUAUGACCUUCAAAGUGAUAACCUUUAUAAAUCUGAUCUUGAAUGGCUCCGUGGCUGUGGUUGGAUUCCAUUAGAUUCGGUGGAUCAUCGGAGAGUAAAGAAUGCUCAGGAAUUAAUAAACAAGAGAAUCUACACAAAGGAAGCCAUUGAUAAUUUUGACCAUUUCACAUCCGUUGAAGACACUCCAGAUGUGGUUUUGGCAAAGGCAAACUCAAUCAUGCAGAGUGACCUGAAAUAUAAAGAAACCUUUAACCUUCAAAAAGGUCACUACAUCGGUUCUGAUGACACACCAGCCUUAAGUCAUUCUAGACAGAUGAUAAAACUCUACAGCGAUUACGUGUACAAGGAUGCUUGGGAAUCAAAGAAGGCUUAUGGUUAUACUUUGCCUCCAGACUACAUCCCAAUUGUUGGUGCCAAACAUGCUGAUUAUAUUAACAGCCAGCUCAAAUAUAAAGCAAUAUACGAGAAGCUAAAGGGCCAUUAUCUGGCGGGGAAACAUAAAAAAGAUUUCCCAAGUGUGCUCCAUUGUCUUGCUUUCCAAAAAAUGCGGAGUGCGUUGGCUUACAGGAAAAAUUAUGAAGACACCAAGGCACACAUUCAUAUUCCAAGUGACAUGAUCAACCAUGUGCUGGCUAAGAAAUGUCAGUAUAUCCUGAGUGACCUUGAAUACCGAACCCACUUGCACCAGUGGAACUGUUCCCCUGAAGAGAAUGAUGUGGUGGUGGCUAGAAAGGCUCAGGAGAUUCUGAGUGAUGUGCUAUACAAAGAUGAUUUGACAUGGCUGAAGGGAAUUGGAUGCUACGUGUGGGACACUCCUCAAAUCCUGCAUGCCAAGAAGUCCUAUGACCUUCAGAGUCAACUGAAAUACACAAAACAAGGGAAGGACAAUUUACCGAACUAUGGUGUGGUUAUGGACACUCCAGUUUAUGUAACUGCCGUUCAGAGUGGUCACAAUGCUAGUGAGCUGAGAUAUAAAGAACAAUACCAUAAAACAAAGGACAAAUAUACCACAGUAUUGAAAACAGCAGAUCAUGACAGGAUCCAGAAUCUCAAGCACCUCUUUAGUAAUCGUUUAUACAGAGAUGUCUAUGAAAAGAACAAGGCUAAAAUCCAUAUUGCACCAGACAUGGUGGGCAUUGUGACAGCUAAGAAAACACAGAAGAAAAUCAGUGAAGUUGAUUAUCGUGUCCAUCUCCAUCAGUGGGCUAGUAUUCCAGAUCCUCAUGCCAAUAUUCUUGCCCGAAAAGUCAAUAAUCAACUUAGUGAUUUUGUAUACAAAGAUGAUCUCAACUGGCUCAAAGGCAUUGGCUGUUUUGUUUGGGACACUCCUGAAAUUCUUCAUGCUAAACAUGCCUAUGACCUUCGCAAUCUCCUCAAAUACAGGGCGGAGGCAGAGAAAAUGAAGAGCAAAUAUUCCGUAGUCACACACACACCUCUCUAUGAUCAAAAUGUGCUCAGUGGCAAGAAUCUGAGUGAAGCUGUUUACCGCCAUAAUUAUGUGCAUCAUAUCAAAGGGAAAUAUACACCAACAAAUAAGACAGUGGAUCUGGAGCGGGCAAAUCGGGCUUACAAGAUACAGAGUGAACUGAAAUACACAAAACAAGGGAAGGACAAUUUACCGAACUAUGGUGUGGUUAUGGACACUCCAGUUUAUGUAACUGCCGUUCAGAGUGGUCACAAUGCUAGUGAGCUGAGAUAUAAAGAACAAUACCAUAAAACAAAGGACAAAUAUACCACAGUAUUGAAAACAGCAGAUCAUGACAGGAUCCAGAAUCUCAAGCACCUCUUUAGUAAUAGAAUGUAUCGGGAGGUGUAUCAUAAAAAUAAAGAUAAGAUUCAUACUACACCUGAUACUCCACACAUUCGCCAAGUGAAAAUGAACCAAGAAGCUUUCAGUGAUCUUAUCUACAAGACUGAUUUCUUCAAGAUGCAAGGACACUUGAUUUCCUUACCGUUUACUCCACAAACUGUACACAACCGUUAUGUUGGAGAAAUUACAAGUGAUAUUAAAUACAAAAGUGAUCUGCAAUGGCUCAAAGGUCUGGGCUGCUUCCUGUAUGAUACUCCGGAUAUGGUCCGUGCACGGCAUUUACGCAAACUGUGGUCUCAUUAUGUGUACACUGAUGCUGCAAAGAAAGUUAGAGACAAAUACUCUGUGGUUCUGGACACUCCUGUUUAUAGAAAAGACCAGGAGCUAAAGACCCAUCUUAGUGAGAUUGUAUACAGAGCUGCAGGUAAAGAGCAAAAGACUAAGUACACAUCAAUCCUUGAUACACCAGAUAUCAAUAGAGCCAAAAGGGGACAAAAACUGCAGAGCCAGUACUUGUAUGUUGAACUCGCCACCAAGGAAAGACCACAUCACCAUGCUGGAGACCAGACACCUGCCUUAAAACUUGCUAAGCAUGUGAAGGACUUUGCCAGUGAGAAAAAAUACAGAUCACUCUAUGACAAACUAAAGGAUAAAUAUGUAACAGUCCCAGAUACACCAAUCCUCAUCAGAGCUAAGAAGGCUUAUCUGAAUGCCAGUGAUCUGCGCUACAAAGAAACAUUUGAGCGAGCAAAGGGUAAAUACCACACUGUAAAGGAUGCCUUAGAUAUUGUCUAUCACCGCAAAGUCACUGAUGAUAUCAGCAAAGUGAAAUAUAAAGAAAAGUACAUGAGUGAAUUAGGAUUUUGGAGAUCUAUUCCAGACCGGCCAGAACACUACCACCAUCGUGCAGUCACCGAUGCAGUUAGUACUGUUAAAUAUAAGGAAGAUUUAACAUGGCUCAAAGGCAUUGGAUGCUACGCAUGGGAUACUCCUGAUUUUGUCCUCGCAGGAAAGAAUAAAGCUCUCUAUAGUCCAUAUAAGUACAAGGAAAUAAAUGAAAAGACAAAAUCCAAGUUCAAUCAUGUUGUGGACACACCAAUUAACAGACAUUUUAAACAUGCUACUCGGUUGAUGGAUGCGAAAUUGUACAAAUCAGAGUAUGAGAAGAAGAAGGAUAAGUAUUCCUUGGUGGUGGAUGAUCCUAAAACCUUGCUGGCCAAAUGGGGAGGAGAGUUAAGCAGUCAGAAUAAAUAUAAGUCUAGUGCCAAGUUGUUCCUACAACGGGGGUGCAAUGAAAUUCUGCGACCAGAUAUGCUGACAGCAUUGUACAACACAUAUCAGUGGAGUCAGUACAAGUACAAAAGGCUGUAUGAAAAGCAGAAGGACAAAUUUACGAGUAUUGUGGAUACUCCAGAACAUCUGAGGACUACCAAAGUCAACAAGCUAAUCAGUGAUAUUCUUUAUAAACUGGAAUUCCAGAAAGCCAAACCAAAGGGCUAUACCAGCAUUCACGAUACUCCCAUGAUUCUCCAUGUACGGAAGGUCAUGGACAGAAUAAGUGAACUGAAAUAUAAAGAACUCUAUGAGCAGAACAAAUCUCACUGCAAUGUGGUAUCAGAUUCAGUUCACAUUAAAGCUGCUAAGCAGGCUUACAAAGUGAAUAGCAAUCUGGAUUACAAGAAGAAAUAUGAAGCAACCAAAGCUCACUGGCACUGGACCAUGGAUAGGCCUGACUUUAUCCAAGCCGCUAAGACAUCCUUGCAACAGAGUGAUUACGAAUACAAGCUUGACCGAGAAUACCUCAAAGGAUGCAAGUUGUCUGUAACAGAUGACAAAAACACAGUGUUGGCAUUGCAGAAUGCAAUCUUGUCAAGUGAUUUAAAAUAUAAAGAGAAGCACAACAAGGAACGGGGAAGCAUCCUUGCUGUUCCAGACACUCCCCAGAUCCUUCUUGCCAAGAUGGUUAGCUCUCUUGUGUCUGAGAACAAAUACAAAGAACAUGUGAAGAAACACCUCCCACAUGGUUCUUUCACAACAUUGCCAGAAACACGGGAUACUGUUCAUGUCAAAAAAGUCACCAGUAAUGUUAGUGAGACAAAUUAUAAAAAGAAAUUUCAAAAACAAAAAGGCAAGUCAGAUUAUUCUGUCAUGGUGGAACCUCCUGAUGUGAAGCACGCCAUGGAUGUGACAAAGAAACAGAGUAUUAUUGGAUAUAAAAAAGAUGCCAAAUCACAGCUCCAUUAUACCAGUGUGGCAGAUCGACCCGAUAUUAUGAAGGCCACGCAAGUCUCCCAUUUAGUCAGCGAUAUUGAAUACAAAGGCAAAAGUCGCAAAGAUGCUGGAGUAGGAGUCACCAUGCUUGGACGUCCAGAUAUUGAACUUGCCAAAGAAGUGUCCAAACUAACCAGCCAGAUCAAGUACAAAGAAAGGUUUGAUAAAGAAAAAGGAAAGAAGCCUCAAUACGAUCUGAAGGAGAGCAAGAUCUACAAGAGCUUGAAAGAUGCUCACCACAUUGCAAGUGAUGUUAAAUAUAAGGCAGAUCUGAAGAAACUUCACAAGCCGGUGACCGAUAUGUCUGAAUCGCUUGCGAUGAAUCAUGUUUUGAACACCAGCCACCUUGCCAGCACUUACCAGUACAAGAAGCAGUAUGAGAGGAAUAAAGGUCACUACCAUGUGGUUCCAGAUAACCUUGAACAGGUCCAUCUAAAGGACGCCACAGAACUUCAGAGCAUAGUGAAAUACAAGGAAAAAUAUGAAAAAGAAAGAGGAAAACCCAUGCUGGAUUUUGAAACACCUACAUAUAUCACUGCUAAAGAAUCCCAACACAUGCAGAGUGAGAAAGAAUAUAAGAAAGAUUAUGAAGAGUCCAUUAAGGGCCGGAAUCUUAUGGGUUUGGAGGUUACACCAUCUUCACUGCAUGUCAAAUAUGCUACUAAAAUAGGAAAUGAGAAAGAAUACAGGAGAGAUUUAGAAGAAGGUGUAAAAGGCAAAGGCCUAACUCUUCUAGAAGAGACACCAGAUUUGCUUAGAGCAAAGAAUGCAACCUAUAUCUUGAAUGAGAAAGAAUACAGGAGAGCUCUGGAGAUGGAAAUGAAAGGAAGGGGACUAACAGAUCUUGCAUUGGAGACACCUGAUUAUAUGAGGGCAAAGAAUGCCACAGAUAUUGCUAGUGAGUUUAAAUAUAAGCACUCUGCAGAAAUGGAAAAAGCCAAUUAUACCACAGUUGUUGACACUCCAGAAAUCAUCCAUGCACAUCAUGUGAAGAACUUUUCCAGUAAGAAAAAGUAUAAGGAGGAUGCAGAGAAAACCAUGCCCUACUAUGUGUCUGUGCUAGAGACUCCAGAAAAUCAGCGGGUCCGAGAAAAUCAAAAGAAUUUUAGCAUGCUUCAGUAUCAACAUGAUCUGCAGGACAGUAAAGGAAAGGUCACUGUUGUAAAUGAAACACCAGAAAUAUUACGAGUAAAAGAAAACCAGAAAAAUUUCAGCUCGGUUUUAUAUAAAGAUACCAUUGGAACAGGAACAGCAAUUGAAAAAACACCAGAGACACAGAGAAUUAGAAAAACCACAGAUGCCAUUAGCACGAUUAAGUACAAGGAGCACAUUGGCCAAGGAACUCCCAUUUCUGACCUUCCUGAAGUAAAACGGGUCAAGGAGACGCAGAAACACAUCAGCUCGGUGUCUUACAAAGAACAGGUGGGCACAGGAAUGGCAACUCCUGUUACACCAGAAAUGGAGCGAGUCAGACGUAAUCAGGAGAACAUUAGCUCGGUAUUAUACAAAGAGAAUUUAGGGUCUGGAACUCCAACAACUAUUACUCCAGAGUUGGAGAGAGUCAGACGCAAUCAAGAAAUCUAUAGCUCGGUCCUAUACAGAGAAAACCUAGGGACAGGCACCCCAACUCCUGUCACUCCUGAGAUGGAGAGAGUCAAACACAACCAAGAAAUCAUUAGCUCGGUGUUGUACAAAGAGAAUGUAGGGAAAGCAACUCCAACUUCUGUCACUCCAGAGAUGGAGAGAGUGAGACGCAAUCAAGAACACAUUAGCUCGGUGUUGUACAAAGAGGACAUAGGGAAAGGAACUUCCGUACCCAUCACUCCAGAGAUGGAAAGAGUUAAAUGCAAUCAAGAAUACAUUAGCUCGGUUGCAUACAAAGAAGAUGUAGGGAAAGGAAUCCCUACACCUGUCACUCCAGAGAUGGAGAGAGUUAAACGCAAUCAAGAACACAUUAGCUCGGUCUUAUACAAAGAGGGACUGGGAAAAGGUACCCCGAUACCUGUCACUCCUGAGAUAGAGAGAAUCAAACGCAAUCAAGAACACAUUAGCUCGGUGUUGUACAAAGAUGACAUAGGGAAAGGAACUCCUACCCCUGUCACUCCAGAGAUGGAGAGAGUCAAACGCAACCAAGAACAUAUUAGCUCGGUUUUGUACAAAGAGGGAUUGGGGAAAGGUACCCCGAUACCUAUCACUCCUGACAUGGAGAGAGCGAAGCGCAAUCAAGAGUUCAUUAGCUCGGUUCUCUACAAAGAAAAUUUGGGGCAAGCAACCCCAACACCAGUUACUCCUGAGAUGGAAAGAGCCAAACGCAAUCAAGAAAACAUUAGCUUGGUUAUGUACAAAGAGAGCCUGGGAAAAGGAACCCCAACUUCUAUCACUCCAGAGAUGGAGAGGGCCAAACGCAAUCAAGAAAACAUCAGCUCGAUCCUCUAUUCGGAUAGCUUCCGGAAGCAAGUACAAGGUAAAGCACCUUUUAUCCUGGAUACCCCUGAAAUGAGGCGUGUUCGGGAGACACAACGGCACAUUUCCACAGUGAAAUACCAUGAAGACUUUGAAAAGACCAAAGGUAGUUUCACACCUGUUGUCACAGAUCCCAUAACAGAACGUGUAAAGAAGAAUAUGCAAGACUUCAGUGACAUUAACUAUAGGGGCAUUCAGAGAAGAGUUGUAGAAAUGGAGCAGAGACGAAUAGGUCAGGAUCAAGAAGUGAAUAACCUAACAGGCCUUCGGGUAUGGCGAACCAAUCCUGGAUCAGUCUUUGACUAUGACCCAGCAGAAGAUAACAUUCAGUCGAGAAGCUUACACUUGCUGGCAGUUCAAGCCCAGCGACGUAGCCGAGAGCAUUCACGUUCCGCCAGUGCAGUCAGUCUCAGUGGCGGGGAUGAAAAAUCUGAGCAUUCAGAGGCUGCUGAUCAACAUUUGUCGUAUUACAGCAAUGGAGGCUACUUUCCUACAACUGCCACAGUGGAUUACAAACAUGCCAAAACUGUAGAGCUGCCACAACAAAGAUCAUCUUCUGUUGCGACCCAACAAACUACAGUAUCUUCCAUACCCUCUCAUCCAUCUACUGCAGGGAAGACUUAUCGUGCUAUGUAUGACUACAUAGCAGCAGAUGCUGAUGAAGUCUCUUUCAAAGAUGGUGAUGCAAUUGUCAACGUCCAAGCCAUCGAUGAAGGAUGGAUGUAUGGGACUGUGCAAAGAACAGGCAAAACAGGCAUGCUUCCAGCCAACUAUGUAGAAGCAGUUUAA